This is a messenger RNA of Haemonchus placei, 1323 nucleotides long. The record is from the annotation of a GenBank genome assembly. Lineage: Eukaryota; Metazoa; Nematoda; Chromadorea; Rhabditida; Trichostrongylidae.
AUGCUUUCCCACUUUAGUGGCGCGGCGGCCGGCAGUGAGGAGUUCUCGGUGACAACAUUGCUGUGUCAAGUGUGUUCGGACAAAGCAAGUGGAUUUCACUACGGAGUGUUCGCUUGUGAAGGAUGCAAGGGUUUCUUCCGUCGUUCGAUCCAGCAGAAAAUCCAAUAUCGUCCCUGCACACGAAGUCAAGAAUGUCUGAUCGUUCGAAACAAUCGAAAUCGCUGUCAGUACUGCCGCCUGAAGAAGUGUAUCAUGGUCGGCAUGUCCAGAGACGGUAAGCCUAAUUUAUUUCGAAAUUUGACAGUUCGCUUUGGACGUGUGCCAAAACGCGAAAAAGCGAAAAUGGUGGAGGAAAUGCAGCGAACAUCGGCUCAAUCGCAGCUCGACGCAUUGGCCGUUCAGUUCGAAAACGAGGCAGACGCUAUUGAAAGGAUCGCAGCGGCGUUCACGUUACUCUGCGGCACGAUCGAGUCCUGUGUCGUUCCGUUGCCGACUGGUCGUUGCCCAUUGCAGUUUCACUCGUAUCUGACGGCAAUCAAGGGCGUCGUCGAUUUCGCCAACACGAUCCCUGGAUUUCUUUGCCUCGCCCAGACGGAUCGCAUUCAACUUCUUAAGGUGAGCUCCGCUUAUGCGCUAAACACCCGUACGAGUAAACAAGAGAUGUAUCGUUUUCAGAGUUGCGUGUUUGAUGUUCUGCUGCUGGCAUCGGCGACUCGGAACAAUGGUCAAGAUGCUGCCCUACCGACAUCACCUCUCCUUGCUCAUUCGUUGGUCCACUUCGCUCAUCGUCUUCGUACGUUACCUGCCGGCUGUGCAUCGCUGCUGGCCGCUUUGGCGGUCUGCCAACAGGACGUUCUUCUUCCGUUGCCGUCUCUGUCGACACGUCUAGUCGAACGUCUCUGGUGGCUGAUGGCUCGAGUUGGUGGCCCAGCGACGUUAGCCGUCGCACCGUCACUUCUUGCUGACGUCCGCACUCUACGCAUGUGGCAUAAUGACCGUCUCCGUACACCGUCGGCGAUACCGACAUGCGUUCCGCUACCGACGCCCAGUUCUGUAGAAGUGUCACCGCCAUCGGUGCGUUCGUUCCGUGAACGACAUGCGUCGAUCGCAUCGCUUUUGGAGAAACCACCGGUGAGCAUUCUUUCACCACGAUCUGUCUCCAGCGAACCGGGAACGAAGACGGAUAUCAAAAUGGAGAUCAAAAUGGAAGACAACGAGGAGCCGCUGAAUCUGUGCACCAGAGAGGAUGCGAAACCGAUCAAAGUAUGGACUUCCGCGGCACCCGGGAUGUCUCCGCGAAGUGUAUCAGUCGCUCGGAGGUAG